AUGAGUAACUCAGGCCGCGUAUGUGGCCUUGGGGACGCAGAGGGUAUACUAAUUACUGCCCCGGGAGUACCCAGACCUAGGGCAUGUAUUUUAGUAAAAAAGAGCGUGCACUCUUUUAACCUUUGCAGGUUCUCCUCUCAGGAUGUGGUGGCGGUGCAUAUCCAGAUCCCAGCGGGGAGGAGCGGUGGUGGAAUGGAGUUUGUUGCCUGCUCAGCAUAUUUUCCGGGAGACAAGACAGCAGAGGUGUCCAAAGAAAGUGAGAGAACUAAUCUCCUUCUGCAAGAGGAAAAAUCUACAGCUGGUGAUAGGAUGCGACGCCAACGGCCACAACUAGGCAUGGGGAAGCACGGACACCAACUUCAGAGCUCCAACUAUUUGAGCAACUGGAUGUCCAAAUGGAGGGUAUCAUCUGAGCCAUCGUGCUCGGAUCACAGACAAUUUCAGUUUGAAAUAAUCGUAGGUGAAAGAACUCUUCUGCAAUAUAAGUAUCCAAAAUGCACAGAUUGGGAAGGAUACAACCGUUCACUCGUGGGUCUGCUGGAACCCACAAUUGCAAAAGUGAGAGAUCGCGAUGAGAUCGAGAUUGCGGCGGAACAACUGCGGUGUGUAAUCAUAACGGCUUAUAGUGAAAACUGUCGUCCACUUAAAACAAAGAAGGAUAAUAGGAAGUCCUCUUGGUGGAACAACAAACUGGACAAGAGAAGAAAAGAAGUGCGACAGCUCUUUAAUCGCGCUAAAGUGUCAGGUAACUCGGAAACCUAUCGUAUGACGUUGACGGAGUACAAUAAGGAAAUAAGAAGGGCGAAGAGAGUGUUGGAGAAGGUUCUGCGGGAGUCUGGUCGAUCUACCACAAAGCACUAG
This is a messenger RNA of Sitophilus oryzae (rice weevil), 861 nucleotides long. RefSeq lists its product as uncharacterized. The transcript is spliced from 2 exons. Lineage: Eukaryota; Metazoa; Arthropoda; Insecta; Coleoptera; Curculionidae. The record is from RefSeq and is a predicted model, not a curated record. The coding region runs from base 1 to 861 and encodes 286 amino acids.